This is a messenger RNA of Ceratitis capitata (Mediterranean fruit fly), 14265 nucleotides long. Its product is annotated as dynein beta chain, ciliary. The transcript is spliced from 25 exons. Gene Ontology annotation, molecular function: dynein intermediate chain binding; dynein light intermediate chain binding; ATP binding. Lineage: Eukaryota; Metazoa; Arthropoda; Insecta; Diptera; Tephritidae. Gene Ontology annotation, cellular component: dynein complex. The record is from RefSeq and is a predicted model, not a curated record. Gene Ontology annotation, biological process: microtubule-based movement. The coding region runs from base 309 to 13997 and encodes 4562 amino acids.
UUUCAAACCGAAAAAUUUUCUUCAACUGAACAGAUGCAAUUUUCUUCCGUUUAAAUACAAAGGAUAUAAAAAAAGACAACAAAAAAAGAAUUGCAACAACUAAAUAACAACGAAAAGAUAUAAAAUAAACAUUAAUUUAAUUUAAUUCAAACACCGAAAAGUGAAAAAAGGUCGCUAGCAAACGGACUUAAGAAAAAAUUCCAACACAAGCAGAGAAUUUCAGCCUGCAGCGCAUAGGAUAAAGGACGAAGGAGCGCAACGCAAACAAGUCAAAGAGCCAACUAGCGGUAAGAGAGCUUAUCAACAACAUGGGUGAUGAAAAAGAGAAAGAAAAGAAGGAAAAAAUUGAUGAGCGCUUUGAAUUUUUCAAUAAUUAUGUCAUGAAAACUUUACGUUUGAAAAAUGAACGCUGGGUAAAGCUAAUGGGUAUGCCGGAAUCGAAGGAAAUCAUUCAAGUCUUCCUCAACAACCCACAUCAACCGCGUUUGGUAUUCUAUUUGAACAUCGCCUCAGUGCUAACGCCGGCGUUCGAUUUUCCUGCCAAGCCUCGUAGCAAAAUCGUUUAUUUCAUGCGACGCAAUAUACCAUCAGAUUUGCCGUUAGAGGAAAUGGAUAGCAAACUAAUGAUCGGCGAUAUAUUGCCAAAUGUGCUGGAGAAUCUCUCUGUACUCUGUGAUGAUGUCAUUUUUCCCGUCGUCAAUAAUCCCGUCAAUCAAGAUGGCUGGACAUCGGUCAUAGUUAAUGAUAUGAAAACCGAGUCGCAGGAUUUACGCAAUGGCAUUGCGCAGAUGAAGGGUAUUGUCAUAAACCGCACAAUUCUACCGCUGCCCAUUUGUAUCGAUGAAGUGAUGGAUUGUGCACCGCAAAUUGCCAGUGGUAACCUAAGCAAUUUCAACAACUUGCUGAAGCACUCCCUCGAGUUUAUGGUGGUCAAGUGGCUCGACUCGGUUGAGGAUUUAGUGCUGGUAAAGGCACGUGAACGCAUCUACGCCAAGGAAACACAUCCGAAACCCGAUAUGCUCUUCGCUUUCUGGGAGACGCGUUUGGAGAACUUGGAAAAUCUGGCCGAUCAAUUAGGUGAUAAACGCAUAAAAACAAUCGGUUUUGUUUUGGAAAAAAUCAAUUCCGUUUUCGAGUCCACCUAUCGAAAGAUUGUUGAACUGGUACUACAAGCACUGGCAGAAGCCCGAGAUAUAACGAAAUAUUUAACACCAUUGCAUAAAAUGGUGGACACAUUCGAGGCGAAUCGUAUGGAUGAGAAUCGCGCACAACUGCGUCCACUACUGCUCACAGUGGGUCUGGUGUGGGGCCAUUCGAAAUAUUUUCACACGCUGGACAAUAUGACUUUACUUUUCGAGCUGCUGCACAAUUCGCUAAUAGAGAAUGUCAUUGCGACCAUUGAGCCCGAGAGCUGUUUCGGCGAUGUCGAUGAGGCUUUCAAACGCAUUGUAAUAAAUAUCGAUCACAUAACCUACUACAAAAAAAUUUAUGAACAAUGUCGCUCUGGUUUGAAGAAAUUCAAAAUCGGCACACAAUUCAACUCUCAAGAUUGGACUUGGCAUCCGAAGACCAUAUUCGAUCGGCUCGAUCGUUUCGUGGAGCGUCUAAAUGUAAUGAAGAAUAUCUUCGAUACCGGACGUGACUUUCUGAAAUUGGAGAAAAUCACUGUGGGCGGCUUGAAAGGGCGUCAAAUCUCUGCUGCUCUAGUUAAAAUUCUAGAAGAAUUCAAUAAUAAAUAUCGUGAUUGGACAAAUGGCAUGGCGUACAAUGUGCUCGAUCCCGAUGAAUCGGUGGAACAAUUUCAAAAGGAUGUUGAGAAAUUUCAUGAACUAGCUGAACAGUUGGAGCGACGCAUUGCAUUUCAAUUUGAAUUGGCUCUACUUGACUCUCAUGACUUGAUGCUCUGCGGCAGUUUGUUGCUGCGACCGAUCAUUAAGCAGCAACUUGAUCCACAUAUGCAUAUACUGGUGGAUGAUUUGGCUGAAGAGAUACAUGCGGUUAAGAAGGAUUUCAACGUUUUCGAGGCAAUUUAUAAAGAAUUGGGCGUGAAGGGUCUACCCACCGAUGUGUGUUUCCCAAAAGUGUCCGGUGCCAUCUCUUGGCUGCAUAAGCUGCGUCAUCGCAUCACAUGGAUCAGAUCUGAUUAUGAACUCUACGAAUAUCCGCUUUUCGAUAACGAGUAUGGCGAGCAAACGCUAGAUAUCUAUAAUCAAAUGUUAAAUGAAAUCGAAACGCUCAAACAAGCCAUACUCGAGGAAUGGUAUACCCAAGUGCGUGAGCAAAUCGCCUUUGGCAUGCAGCAAACUCUGUUGAAGAAGAACAAUAAUGGUGUACUCUCUGUGAAUUUUACACAAGAACUGUUGGAUGCUCUCAAGGAUAUUAAAGUUUUGCGUAUUAUGGAUUGCGAAGUGCCCGAUGAGCUAGUAGAGUUCUACGAACGUGAUGAAGAAUUCUGGCAAGCACGUCUCAAACUCAUGCGCAUCGCAGAAUGGUACAAUGACAUUAACGCUCGCUCGCAACCGAGCGAAAUGAAUUUGAUACGAGCAGAGCUGAGUGCAAUCGAACAUUAUAUGGAGCCACUAAUUAACGAUAUCAUCUGGAUGUCAUUCGAUCAACGCUUUAUCAAUAAGGUAUUCGGGAAGAUCAGUCAUUUGCAAAAACGUAUUGAGAAAUGUCAAGCGAAUUUGGAUGCCAUCAAAGCAAGUAUCAACUCAUGGGGAAAAGUUCCGCUUUUCCAGCGCAAAGAUCUCAAUCCCAAGGCACUGUUGGAAGUCGAGCCACGCGCCACUAUUAUUGCUAAACGCGCCAGACAAGCGAAUGACACCAAACAGCUCAUCGACAAGUUGAUGUUUGAGAAUGCGAAAUUGUUUUUCGAUAUACCACAACGUUACGAAAUUGAGGAGAGUAGUGAGGCAGUUGAAGAAGAAGAUGGCGAAGAGCGACCAGUACCAAACAUAGUCGCAGCUAGUGCAGCAGCAACGGCUGCGGAGAAGACAGGUGUGCCGGAGCCAAAGAGAUUUACGCAAGCCACAGUGGAAGAAAUAGAAGAAGCAUCCUCUGAGGCAGAGAUGAUUACGCCUCAGCAUCGUUACGACUUACUACAAACUCUCAGCGAAACCGAACGCGAGCAAUUUCGUGAAUAUGAAAAAUAUGUGGAUACACAAAUUGCCUCUGAACUCUUGGAUGCUGUCAUCACAAGCGUCACCUAUCUACGCAUGGAGAUCGACAAUCGCUAUGAGAAUGAUGCGCCCAUCUUUGAAAUAUUCAUGGAAUUGCAAGAGCCUCUUAUUGUUUUCUUUCUCAAUUUGGAUCCGAGCUCGCCGUAUGGCUUCACAAUGCAUAUCGAUAAUUUGAUCGAUGAUAUGUAUAAUAUGAUGAGCAUGUUGCCGCGUGUGGCACAGGAUCCACCGGAGGAAGACCUUGAGCCGGAAAACUUUAUGGAUGAGCUGAAAGAUAAACCCGAACUAACGAAGCAGCGCAAUGAAAUUAUGAGUCGCGUUAAAUUCGCUCUCCAACAAAUACGUUCACACUCUAAGAUUUAUAUGGAUUACUCAUAUUUAUGGCUCUCAGAUAAACAACAAUAUCUUGCCGAAGUUAAGAAAUAUGGACGGCCAUUAACGGUAGCUGAACGCGAAGCGGAACUGGAAGGCGAAGGCGAGUCAGGUUUAAAGCCUUUGAGAGAGGAAUACCCACCGCUGAGUGUCUACAAAGAGCAGUUGGACAAAUUCAUUGCCCUACGCAACGAGAUUUCUCAGUGGGAAUACUUUAUUGAUUUCAAUGUUUGGUUGCGUUUAAAUAAGAAAGGUUUCAAAAAUGCCAUGCUCAAUGAGGUUUCCAAAUGGAUAAGCCUCUUCAAGCAUGACCUUAUCGACAGGGUUAUGAACUCGCUGCAGGAACUUGAGGAUUUCGUGGAUGAAGCCAAUGAAGCGUUGAAAAUCGAACUCAAUAAAGAUGACUUCGAAGGGCUACUUAAAAUUCUCUCUGUACUCAAUACGAUCAAUGAGAAGCAGUACACGUACGAUUACAUGUUCGACCCGCUGCGCGAGGUAGUCGAUUUGCUAAAGCAGUAUAACUAUGACUUCAAAGAUAGCGUAUUGGCACAGUUGAACGAAUUGCCUGACAAGUGGAUGAAAGUGAAGAAAAAUGCCGCGGCAGUGAAGCAAACAAUUGCACCCAUACAGUCCUAUCAAGUGGAUCUAAUCGAGAAACGAAUCAUACUCUGCGACACCAUGGCAAAUCAAUAUCGCAAGCGCUUUUUGCGUAAAAGGUUCUUCCACGUGCCCUGUACUAAUCCUUACGAACUAAUCGAUGAAGCUGAUCUGGAGAUAGCCGCCUUGGAGGAACGUCACAAAUCGCUCUCAGAAUCCGCAGUACUAUUCGAGUUGCAGGGACCGGAUGAGAGUAAGAUUGAACGUUGUCGCAAAGAAUUGCAGCUGCUGAAGAUCAUGUGGGACUUUGCUAUUACAAUACAAACCACAAUCGAUGAAUGGAAAAAGACGCCUUGGAAGAAAAUCGAUAUCGAAUCAAUGGAUCAGGAGUGCAAGAAAUUCGGCAAAGAACUACGUGGCCUGGGCAAGGAAAUGCGCGCUUGGGAGCCUUACAUCCACACAGAGAACCAACUCAAGAAUUUAAUGACUUCACUGCGCGCCGUGACUGAGCUACAAAAUCCAGCCAUACGUGAUCGUCAUUGGGUUGAAUUGAUGACAACUACGGGUGUCAAAUUCAGCAUGGACGACUCAACAACACUAAAAGACCUCAUCGAUUUGAAUCUACAUGAAUACGAGGAAGAAGUCAAGGGUAUUGUUGACAAAUCGGUUAAAGAGCAAGCAAUGGAGAAAAUGCUCAAAGAUCUUGCAAACACAUGGGCCAACAUGGAGUUCCAGAACGAGAUACACGAGCGCACAGGCCUGAAGUUACUGAAAGCUUCAGAGGAAAUGAUCGAAACAUUGGAGGAAAAUCAAGUGCAGCUGCAAAAUAUGGCUUCAUCCAAGUACGUUGGCUAUUUUCAGCAAGAAGUCGCCUCCUGGCAGAAUAAACUCUCCAAUGCCGAUCAAAUCAUCAGUUCCUGGUUUGAGGUGCAACGCAAAUGGCAAUAUCUCGAGAGUAUAUUUAUCGGUUCCGAAGAUAUACGUUCACAGCUGCCCGAAGACUCUAAGCGUUUCGAUUAUAUCGAUCGUGAGUUCAAGCAGCUACUGAACCAAAUGAAUGCCGAUCGCAAUGUGGUGCGCUCAACCAAUCGACCGAAUAGCAAACUCUACGAAACACUUGAAGCGCUAUUGAAACAACUCACGAUGUGCGAAAAGGCACUCAACGACUACUUAGAGACCAAACGUUUGGCUUAUCCACGCUUCUACUUUGUCUCCUCCGCCGAUUUGCUGGACAUACUCUCCAACGGCAAUAAUCCCAAAAUGGUUUGUCGUCAUUUAACAAAGCUCUAUGACUCCAUGGGCCGUCUGAAUCUCAUUGCCGGCACAAAACUUGCCGUCGGUAUGAUAGCGAAAGAGCAUGAAGAGUUUGUGCCAUUCUUGGAAAAUUGUGAUUGCAGUGGCAAGGUCGAGGUUUGGCUCAACCGCGUAACGGACCGUAUGCGUGAAACGCUGCGAGACCAUUUUCGACGCGCAGUUGUCGCGUAUGAGGAGAAGCCACGUCAUAUCUGGAUUUUUGAGUGGCCUGCACAGCCGGCUUUGGUGACGACACAAAUCUGGUGGACUACGGAGACAAAUGAUGCCUUCGCUAAGGUACAGCAACGUUAUGAGAAUGCAAUAAAAGAUUACAACAAGAAGCAGGUGAUGCAAUUGAACAAUUUGAUCAACAUUUUGCUAACCGAUCUCUCGGCUGCGGAUCGUCAAAAGAUCAUGACAGUAUGUACGAUCGAUGUACACAGCCGCGAUGUGGUCGCAAAGAUUAUUGCCGCCAAAGUGGAGCUGGCCACAGCAUUUCAAUGGCAAAGUCAACUACGCCACCGUUGGGAUUUGAAGUUUGACGAUUGUUUUGCGAACAUCUGUGAUGCGCAGUUCAAGUACGACUACGAGUAUCUGGGUAAUACGCCACGGCUGGUGAUUACGCCACUCACCGAUCGCUGUUAUAUAACUCUGACACAGUCGCUGCAUUUAGUAAUGGGUGGUGCACCUGCGGGACCAGCUGGUACGGGUAAAACGGAGACAACUAAGGAUUUGGGACGCGCUCUCGGCAUGAUGGUGUAUGUCUUCAAUUGCUCCGAACAGAUGGAUUACAAAUCGUGUGGUAAUAUACAUAAAGGACUCGCACAGACCGGUGCUUGGGGCUGCUUCGACGAAUUCAAUCGCAUCUCAGUUGAGGUGCUCUCCGUGGUGGCGGUGCAAGUCAAGUGCAUACAGGAUGCGAUUAAGGCUAAGAAAGUGAUGUUCAACUUUUUGGGUGAAAUCAUAUCGCUCCGUCCCACAGUCGGCAUGUUUAUCACUAUGAAUCCUGGUUACGCCGGACGCGCUGAAUUGCCUGAAAACUUGAAAGCACUCUACCGUCCCUGCGCCAUGGUUGUGCCGGACUUUGCGCUCAUCAGCGAAAUUAUGAUGGUUGCAGAAGGUUUUCAGGAAGCACGUCCCUUAGCGCAGAAAUUCAUCACACUCUACACUCUGUGCAAGGAGUUGCUGUCGAAGCAGGAUCAUUACGAUUGGGGCUUGCGUGCCAUCAAGUCCGUUCUCGUGGUUGCCGGCUCCCUACGUCGUGAUGAUCGCUAUCGUCCUGAGGAUCAGGUGCUCAUGCGUGCCUUACGUGAUUUCAAUAUACCGAAAAUCGUUACCGACGACGUGCCUGUCUUCAUGGGACUAAUAGGUGAUUUAUUCCCCAAUUUGGAUGUGCCACGGAAACGUUCACUGGAAUUUGAAGCGGUCAUAAAAAGGUCAGCAAUUGAUCUGAAAUUACAACCCGAAGAAGGAUUUAUUUUGAAAAUUGUGCAACUUGAAGAGCUAUUUGCUGUCAGACAUUCGGUGUUUAUUAUCGGCUUUGCCGGCACUGGUAAAUCGGAAGUGUGGAAGACAUUAAAUAAAACUUAUCAAAAUCAAAGACGCAAACCGCACUACAAUGAUCUCAAUCCGAAAGCAGUAACCAAUGAUGAGCUUUUUGGCAUCGUCAAUCCAGCAACGCGCGAAUGGAAAGAUGGACUUUUCUCUAUCAUCAUGCGUGAUCAGGCGAAUUUAGGUGGCACUGGUCCGAAGUGGAUUGUCUUGGACGGUGAUAUAGAUCCAAUGUGGAUUGAGAGCUUGAAUACAGUAAUGGAUGAUAAUAAAGUGCUAACACUGGCCAGUAAUGAACGCAUUGCUUUGACAAAGGAGAUGCGUUUACUAUUCGAAAUUGCCAAUCUGAAGACUGCCACACCGGCCACUGUGUCGCGCGCCGGUAUACUGUAUAUCAAUCCACAAGAUUUGGGUUGGAGCCCAUUCAUACAGUCGUGGCUUAAUACGCGUGGCAAUCAAACCGAAGUGGCCACACUCAAUGUGCUCUUCGACAAAUAUGUGCCGCCGAUGUUGGAUGUGUUCAAUAAACGUCUGAAACGCAUCACACCCAUUUCAAAUAUCGCAAUGUUGCAAAUGACCUGCUUCCUGCUCGACUGCAUGCUUACGCCACAGAAUGUGCCCAACGACUGUCCAAAAGACUGGUAUGAAAUCUACUUUGUGUUCAGCAUAAUUUGGGGGUUCGGUUCGACACUCUUCCAAGAUCAAAUUAUCGAUUGGCGUAAUGAGUUUCACAAAUGGUUCAUCAAUGAGUUUAAGGCAGUUAAAUUUCCACCAGGCAAUAAUGUAUUCGCCUAUUAUGUGGAUCAUGAGACAAAAAAUUUCCUACCCUGGACCAAGUUGGUGCCAUCUUUCGAGUUGGAUCCCGAUGUGCCGCUACAAGCAAAUUUAGUGCAUACUUCAGAGACAACACGCUUACGCUAUUUCAUGGAUGUACUCGUGCAGGAUAAUCAUCCCGUAAUGCUGGUCGGCGCUGCAGGCUCUGGGAAAACGAUUAUUAUGGGUUCCAAAUUGAAUGCGCUGCCCACCGAAAAGUAUGCCAUACAAAAUGUGCCUUUCAACUUUUAUACGACAUCAGAGAUGUUGCAACGUGUAUUGGAGAAACCGUUAGAGAAGAAAGCUGGUCGUAAUUAUGGCCCACAGGGUAAUAAACAUAUGUUGUACUUUGUGGACGAUAUGAAUAUGCCCGAAGUGGACAAAUAUGGCACCGUACAACCGCACACACUCAUUCGCCAGUUUAUGGACUAUCAUCAUUGGUAUGAUCGCAUCAAGAUGACUCUACGCGACAUACACAACUGCCAGUUUGUAUCGUGCAUGAACCCCUCGGCCGGUUCGUUCACAAUCAAUCCACGCUUGCAACGACAUUUCUGCUCUUUUGCCGUCAAUGCUCCCGCUUCCGAUGCACUCUUUCACAUUCUUUACUCGAUCCUCUCGCAACACUUGGCCACACCACAUCAUAAAUUCGAUAAAGCUGUGAUUAAUUUGGGUGAACCCUUGGUCCAUACAGCUAUUUCUUUGCAUCAAAAGGUCGCCGCAAUGUUCCUGCCCACGGCUAUUAAGUUUCACUACAAUUUCAAUUUGCGGGACAUCGCCAAUAUUUUCACGGGUGUCCUGUACGCGAAUCAUGAAACUUGUCCUAAUCCAAACAUGCUACUACGCUUGUGGGUACACGAAUGCCAUCGGGUCUACGGUGAUAAGCUUGUUGAUCGCACAGACAUAGCCAACUUCCGCAAGCUCGUCAACGAUAUGGUGCGGAAAGGUAUUGAGACCUUCACGGAGGAUACUGUCUUCGCACGGCCACACAUCUAUUGUCACUUCGCCAAGGGAUUGUCCGACAUUAAAUACAUGCCCAUCUCAGAUUGGGAGCGUCUCCAUCGUCUACUGACAGAAGCGCAAGAGCGCUAUAACGACUUCGUAGGCGCAUUGAAUUUGGUACUCUUCGAGGAUGCCAUGGCGCAUGUUUGUCGCAUUAGUCGUAUAUUGGAGUCUUCACGUGGCUAUGCAUUGCUUAUUGGCGUGGGUGGCUCAGGCAAACAAUCUUUGACGCGCUUGGCGUGUUUUAUUUCAUCCUUAGAUGUCUUUCAAAUACAACUUACCAAAGAUUACAGUAACAACGACUUGAAAGCCAAUUUGUCAACAUUGUACAUGAAGGCGGGUGUCAAAUCGACGCCUUGUUGUUUCCUCAUGACCGACUCGGAAGUGGCGCGCGAACAAUUUUUGGUGCUCGUCAAUGAUUUGCUGGCCUCUGGCGAUAUACAUGAACUGUUUCCGGAUGAUGAAGUUGAGAAUAUUAUAAAUGCAAUGCGCAAUGAAGUCAAGCAGCUGGGCAUUAUGGAUACACGCGAAAACUGUUGGAAAUACUUCAUCGACAAAGUGCGCAGUUUGCUCAAGGUCGUACUAUGUUUCUCGCCCGUGGGCGCUACUCUGCGUGUACGCGCACGUAAAUUCCCAGCACUUGUGAAUUGCACCACCAUUGAUUGGUUCCACGAAUGGCCACAAGAGGCGCUUGAGUCAGUAUCAGCACGAUUUCUCAACGAAAUCGACGUACUACCUAAAUAUUUGGCCAGCCCUGUAUCCAAGUUCAUGGCUUACGUGCAUAAAACGGUCAAUGACAUUUCGCAAGUUUAUUUGACCAACGAUAAGCGUUACAACUACACAACACCGAAAUCCUUCCUUGAACUCAUCAAUUUGUACGCCAAACUGCUGCAGGAGAAGGUGAAGGCAAAUCAAGAUCGGCGCAUACGUUUAGAGAACGGACUCAUUAAACUGGCGAGUUGUUCGAAGGAAGUCGAUGCACUGCAGGACGUGCUGAAGGUGCAAGAGGUUGAGCUAAAAGCGAAGAAUGAGGAAGCCGAUCACUUGAUUAAAGUUGUAGGCGCUGAGAACGAAAAAGUCUCGAAGGAGCGUGCAUUCGCCACCAAAGAGGAAAAGAAUGUGCGUCAAAUUGAGGAGGAUGUCACAGCCAAGGCGAAAUUGUGCGAGGAGGACUUUCGCAAAGCACAACCGGCGUUAAUAGCUGCGCAAGAAGCGCUCAAUACACUUAAUAAAAACAAUCUCACCGAACUGAAAUCAUUCGGCGCACCACCGGAAGCUGUGGUUAGUGUUUGUGCCGCCGUCCUCGUGCUAUUCGCUUCGAAGGGCAAAAUACCAAAGGAUCGCAGCUGGAAGGCUUGCCGUCAAAUUAUGGGCAAUGUUGAUAAAUUUCUCGGUGAUUUGGUGAACUAUGAUAAGAAACAUAUACACCCGGAUAUCAUUAAAGCGCUCCAACCAUACAUCAACGAUCCAGAAUUCAUUCCGGAGAAAAUUCAAGCGAAGUCAGCUGCUGCUGCCGGUCUAUGCUCAUGGGUUAUAAAUAUAAAUCGCUUCUAUGAUGUCUAUUUGAUAGUAGAACCCAAGGAGCGUGCGCUCAACGAUGCAGAGCAAGAGUUGAAGGAUGCACGUGACAAACUACAGGCACUGAAUGACCGCCUGCUCGAGCUGGAAGAGCAGUUGAAUAUAUUGCAAAUGGAGUACGAUGAAGCUUUGGCUAAGAAGCAAAAGUGCCAAGAUGAGGCCGAUAAGACGGCGUUCACAAUUGAUUUGGCUAACCGUUUGAUUGGCGGCUUGGCGUCGGAAAAAAUACGUUGGACUGAGUCGGUAAAGAGUCUAAAAGAAGGUCAAAUCACUUUACCUGGCGAUAUGUUGCUUAUAUCAUGUUUCAUUUCCUAUGUGGGCUGUUUCACACGACCCUACCGCAUUGAGUUGCAGCAGAAAAUGUGGCGACCCGCUUUCAAGAACAGUAACCCUAAAAUCCCCGCCACUGAGGACAGUGAUCCUUUCGAUAUGAUCUGUGAUGAUGCACAAAUCGCCGAAUGGAACAAUCAAGGCCUGCCAAGCGAUCGUAUGUCUUCGGAAAAUGCUGCAAUUUUAGUACACUCCGAUCGCUAUCCGCUGAUGAUAGAUCCACAACUACAAGGCAUCAAAUGGGUCAAGCAGAAAUAUCAGAACAACCUAAUGGUCGUGCGACUCACAAUGAAAAACUAUCUCGACAUGGUGGAGAAGGCUGUAUCCAAUGGAAAUGUACUACUAAUCGAAAACAUUGGCGAAAAUGUAGACGCCGUACUCAAUCCACUUCUCGGACGUAUGUUGAUAAAGAAGGGCACCUGCCUCAAAAUGGGCGAUCGAGAAAUCGAUUUCAAUCCUAAAUUUCGACUCAUCCUACACACGAAAUUGGCUAAUCCGCAUUACAAGCCCGAAAUGCAAGCGCAAACUACUCUCAUCAAUUUCACAGUGACACGCGAUGGCUUAGAGGAUCAGCUGCUCGCAGAGGUGGUGAAAGUUGAGCGACCCGACUUGGAGGUUAUGCGCACACGUUUGACGCAGCAACAGAAUCAUUUCAAAAUUACAUUAAAGUUCCUAGAAGAUGAUCUAUUGCAGCGCUUGUCUUCGGCGGGAGAGAACGUUUUGGAGGAUGUUACGCUUGUGAUGAAUUUGGAAAAAACCAAAAAGACGGCAGAUGAGAUUGAGGUUAAGGUAGCGGAAGCGAAAAUUACAGCUGUGCAGAUCGAUACGGCACGUGAAGCUUACCGUCCAGCUUCGGAACGCGCGUCGAUUAUUUAUUUUAUACUCAACGAUCUCUUUAAAAUCAAUCCGAUAUAUCAGUUUUCACUGAAAGCCUUUACCGUUGUCUUCUCAAAUGCCAUGCAACGCGCCAUAGCCGCUGAAAAGCUGAAAGACCGUGUAGAGAACUUGAUUGAUUCCAUUACCUACUGUAGUUUCUUGUACACCUCACGUGGUCUUUUCGAAGCCGACAAGCUGAUCUUCUUAACACAAAUGUGUUUGCAAAUACUCAUCAGCGCUGGCGAGGUUGAGCAUGCCGAACUGGACUUUCUUCUGCGUUUCCCUUACAUGCCGAACCAGACAUCCCAAUUGUCGUUCCUCACCAAUGUGGGCUGGGGUGGCAUACGGGCGUUGAGCAAUUUGGCUGCAUUUAAAAAUCUAGACAAGGACAUUGAGGGCUCACACAAACGCUGGAAGAAGUUUGUUGACUCCGAGUGCCCUGAACGUGAAAAGUUUCCCGGUGAGUGGAAGACGAAAUCGGCUAUCCAGCGACUGUGUAUUAUGCGCUGUAUACGACCUGAUCGCAUGUCUUACGCGAUGCAAGUAUUCAUUGAGGAAAAGCUAGGUAGCAAGUAUAUAGAUGCUAGAUCAAUGGAAUUCGCUAAAACUUUCGAAGAGACCAGUCCCGAAACGCAUGUAUUCUUCGUACUCUCACCAGGUGUUGAUCCAUUAAAAGAUGUCGAGAAGUUGGGCAAAGUUAUGGGCUAUCAUGGGGACAACGAAAACUUUCACAGCGUGUCGUUGGGUCAGGGACAGGAAGUUGUCGCUGAAAACUCCAUAGACACCGCUUCGCGUAAAGGCCAUUGGGUUAUACUGCAGAACAUACACUUAGUAGCGCGGUGGCUGCCAACGUUGGAGAAGAAAAUGGAAGCAUCUCUCAUAGACGUAAACCCAAAUUAUCGUCUCUUCUUGAGCGCCGAACCAGCGCCCGAUCCCGCCUUUCACAUACUACCGCAAGGUAUACUCGAAUCGGCUAUUAAGAUCACAAACGAGCCGCCCACUGGCAUGCAGGCGAAUAUACACAAGGCUUUAGAUAACUUUAAUGAUGAAACUCUCGAGAUGUGCUCCAAGGAAACCGAAUUCAAGGCAAUUCUCUUUGCUCUUUGCUAUUUCCACGCCGUGGUAGCUGAGCGUCGCAAGUUUGGUCCCCAAGGCUGGAAUCGUGUCUACCCCUUCAACGUGGGUGAUCUUACAAUAUCUGUUUAUGUGCUCUAUAACUAUCUGGAAGCGAAUACACGUGUACCAUGGGAGGAUUUGCGCUACCUUUUCGGGGAAAUAAUGUACGGCGGUCAUAUAACGGACGACUGGGAUCGUCGACUUUGUCGCACAUACCUGCAAGAGUUCAUGCAACCCGAACUGAUAGAUGGCGAUUUGCAAUUCUGUCCAGGCUUUCCUGCGCCCGGCAUUUUGAAAUAUCAGGGCUAUCAUAAUUACAUCGAUGAUAAUCUACCAACCGAGAGCCCAACUCUCUACGGCCUCCAUUUGAACUCGGAAAUUGGUUUUUUAACAACAGUAUCAGAACGCCUUUUUCGCAUCGUUUUCGAGCUACAGCCGCGCAUUGCUGGAGCCGAGUCAGGCGGUGGUGAAGCGCAAUCACAGGAGGAUGUUGUAAAGAGCAUGAUUGAGGAUCUACUCGACAAGAUACCAUCACCAUUUAAUAUACCCGAAUUAAUGGCGCGUGUUGAGGACCGCAAUCCCUAUAUUAUCGUCGCCUUUCAGGAAUGUGAACGCAUGAAUAUAUUAAUGAAUGAAUUGAAGCGUUCGCUACAUGAGCUGGAGUUGGGUUUGAAGGGCGAACUGACGAUUUCAUCAAUUAUGGAGGCACUCAUGCAAUCACUGUUCAUGGAUCAAGUGCCCGAGACGUGGACAAAGCUUGCCUAUCCCAGUCUAUUGGGGCUGCAAUCGUGGUUUGCCGAUUUACAACAGCGUCUGCAUGAGUUGGAAGGUUGGGUAGCCGACUUUCGUAUGCCUUCCUCCAUUUGGCUAGGUGGUUUCUUCAAUCCACAGAGUUUGCUCACGGCUAUUAUGCAGCAAACGGCACGUAAGAACUCUUGGGCAUUGGAUCGAAUGUGUCUGAAUUGUGACGUGACCAAGAAGACCAAAGAGGAGAUCACCGCACCACCCAAAGAAGGCUCUUAUGUGAAUGGUCUAUUUAUGGAGGGCGCACGCUGGGACAUGAAAAUGGGCACCAUAGCAGAUGCAUUUCUUAAGGAACUUUUUCCACCUAUGCCCGUUAUUUUUAUCAAGGCGGUUUUGUUGGACAAGCAGGACACUAAAAAUAUUUACGAAUGUCCUGUUUACAAAAUACGCAUGCGCGGUCCUACCUUCGUUUGGACGUUCAACUUGAAGACGAGAGAAAAGGCUGCCAAAUGGACGUUGGCCGGUGUUUGCUUACUGCUGCAAAUCUAAAAAUGUAUUUACACAAACGAACAAAGGGACAAAGGAAGUGGAGUAAGUGAAGUGAGCAUAAAAGGAUAACAGCUUUAAUGGCAUUGGCAGCGUGUGCUUUCACUUGGAUCAACCAACGUAAGAGUCGUACAAGUCGCACAACUCACGAUGAAUGUCCUUUUGGCUUAACUCGACUUGACAAAUUUAUUUGUAUUUCUUUUCAAAUUCACAUACAUAUUUUAUAUUUUUAUAAUACAAAUAUUAUGGAGACACAUACUUUAAACCACAA